Molecule: messenger RNA, 791 nt
Organism: Fukomys damarensis (Damara mole-rat)
Lineage: Eukaryota; Metazoa; Chordata; Mammalia; Rodentia; Bathyergidae
Gene: Lect2
Product: leukocyte cell derived chemotaxin 2
Exons: 4
Coding region: 216-671 (151 amino acids)
Source: RefSeq, a predicted model, not a curated record
UACAUCAGUCUUACAUGUGAGUCAAAUUCCAUGGACUAUUAGAAUUUGAUUUGUUCCAUUCUCUUACACUCUCUGUUUAUCACACUAAAGAAAUGAAAGAUACAAAAUUCUAAGGCUAACUAGCCAGAAAAUAUUAAUUCAAACUUCAUUAUUUUUCAAAGAGAGUGUGUGACAAUUCUAAUUAGAGGCAGAAGCACAAGGAAAGCAAAAAUCAGAUGUUCUUCAUAAGAGUCCUCCUUUUGGCUGCUUUGAUUUUCAUGGCACUGGCUGGGCCAUGGGCUAAUAUAUGUGCAGGCAAGUCUUCCAAUGAAAUCCGGACAUGUGACCGCCAUGGGUGUGGACAGUACUCUACUCAAAGAAAUCAGAGGACUCACCAAGGUGUGGAUGUUCUGUGCUCCGAUGGAUCUACUGUGUAUGCACCAUUCACUGGCAUGAUUGUGGGCCAGGAAAAACCCUUUAAAAACAAAAAUUCCAUCAAUAAUGGUGUUCGGCUAUCUGGAAGAGGUUUCUGUGUCAAAAUUUUCUACAUUAAGCCAAUUAAGUACCAAGGUUCCAUCAAGAAGGGAGAAAAGCUUGGAACCUUACUGCCAUUGCAGAAAGUUUAUCCUGGCAUACAGUCACAUGUACACAUUGAAAACUGUGACUUGAGUGAUCCUACUGUGUACCUGUAAGCAGAAGACAAAGAUCAGAGCUUAUCAAUAAAAAGCCAUCUUCUUAAAAACUCGGAUGCAUGUCCUAUAUCUGAAGAAAUCUGUCUUUGAACAGAAAUAAAAUAAAUGCAAGCAAGAAAA